Molecule: messenger RNA, 167 nt
Organism: Ambispora leptoticha
Lineage: Eukaryota; Fungi; Glomeromycota; Glomeromycetes; Archaeosporales; Ambisporaceae
Source: the annotation of a GenBank genome assembly
AAUAUCAAGAGCGAUUGAUUGAAAAUCAAGUAUUAUAUCAACUUACAAGUGAUAAAGAGCUAAAAACUCUAGUGAAAAAAAGAAUACAAACAGAUGAUAAGUCAAUCAAAGAAUAUCAGACAAGACUCAAGCAAUUAAAACAUCACACUGAAGCACAAUGCCAUCUG